AUGCAAAGCAUGAUAGACAUGAAUCCAAUUAAACGAUGGUUAAAUGCUUAUGACUCAUCUAACGAGAAAAACAAGAAGUUAAAGAGCGAUAAAACAACAAUUAAUUGUUUAGAAAAUUUACCAAAUGAAAUUUUCUAUGAAGUUUUUGAUUAUCUUGAUGGAUGUAAAUUAUUCAAUGCAUUUUCAAAUCUUAAUACACGUUUUCAAUAUCUACUUGCUUGUACAUCUAUUCGACUAAAGACUCGUCUUACCAAUGUGUCAGAAACAGCCCUGCAGUAUCAAUCCGAUCAUAUAAUCAUACCAAACAAACAUCGAAUCGUUUCCCUCAAUCUAAGUGAAGACUACGGGUAUUAUUAUCCAAAUUUAAAUCUAUUUGAUAUUGACUCCUCAUUCAUUCGUCUUGAAUCACUUCAAUUAUACAAUAUUCAAUCGAAUCAACUUAUACCUAUUCUUAUAAGUUUAAUAUCGUUAAAUCGUUUAUCAUCAUUGACUAUCGAUUGUAAUGAUGAUGAUCCAUAUGAUAUUGAUAAUAUAUAUCGACUGAUUUUUAAUUUGCCUAUAUUAAGAUAUAAUAAAUUAUCAUAUUAUUCAUUUGAUUCGCCUAUUCCUCUAUCGAUUGCUACAAACACACAAUAUAGUCAUAUUGAAUAUUUAGUUGUCGAUCAUCGAUGUACUUUAAAUGAAUUGAUUGUUAUACUUUUAUAUACAUCUCAACUAUGUCGUUUAACUUGUCGAAAAAUCAAUGAGUCAAAUGAAGAAGAUAACACAAAACAUGCACUUAGUGCGAUAUCCAAUUUGACUUAUGUUUCUAUUGGUAAAUGCCAUGCAAAAUUUGACGAGUUGAUACUAUUCAUUACAAAAAUAUCACCACAAUUAGAAGUAUUACAUAUCACUAGUAGCCAAGAUGUGACUUAUUUGGAUGCUGAUCGAUGGCAACGAUUAAUUUCACGAUAUUUACUUAAUUUACGAAUAUUGGAGUUUAAAUACGAAGAAUUUAUUGAUGACGAUUUAGAAGUAACUAGUUAUCAUGAACGAAUUGAUCGAUUUUAUUCAUCAUUUUGGACAAAACGAAAGUGGUAUUUUAGGCUUCACAUUGAUACGGGCUAUUUGUUAGAUGAUUUAAUUGUUUAUUCUGUAUCUUCAGACAGGAAAAAUUCUAUUAGUGAUAUGGAUCAAACUAUUUCUCUUAAUGAACACGACGAAUCUAUGUUGUCUUUAGAAGUUCUUUCUGAAACUUAUCAAUUAACUAUUGUCAAUCUUCCUCAUAUUGAUAAUGAUCUAUCGUUGGCUGUCACUAUAGGUCCUAUUUUACUUCUAGUACCGAUUACAUGUUUAAAUAUCACUUGUUGGGAGAUUUUUAUUGGUUCAUUGAUUGAACUUGUGGCAUGUUUACCUAAUCUGAAUUCAUUAGUAGUUUUUCAUCUUUAG
Molecule: messenger RNA, 1428 nt
Organism: Adineta steineri
Lineage: Eukaryota; Metazoa; Rotifera; Eurotatoria; Adinetida; Adinetidae
Source: the annotation of a GenBank genome assembly